UUCCCCCAAGUUAUUUCCCCGAAACGAACGGUUGUUAUCCCUUUAACCAGGUGACUUCUAGGGGGCUUAGGCUUACUUGGGUACCUGAGGCAGUUUAAAACCUCUUUUUCAGGAACUAAGAAAGAGGAACUACUUGAUUAGUCGACUUGGGAUAGUGUCCUUGGUAAAGAACAGGAGGAUCGGCUUUGCAAUUUGGACGUUUCAAGGCCCAUAAAGCAAUUACCAUAACGACACUCGUUUGACAUUUCCAGAGUUCCAAUCAGAAAUUACUCGAAGAUGUCUUCUAAAAAUGCCCCCCUUCUUCAAGUGAUCUAUGUAGCGCUAUUAGUCUACAUCCUUGUACAAAUCUACCUAAGUGGGGUCUUUAUUGUCACUGACAAGAAAAGUAUGUCUAAUUUGGAAAAUAAUGAGCAGUAUGACUCCACUAAAAUGUACUCUCAAGCUCGAUUGAUUAAUAUGAAAAUGAACAGGGACAAUACAGAUAAGUCACGUGAUCUCGAGGACACUCCAGAAAGGAGAAACUCUCCUGGUGUACACAGCAGACACAGGAAACGGUACACACGAGGCAGCGAAUUUGCCUUAAACAAUCUGAACACCAAACGUAUCGAAGCUUCUAAUACAGACAAAGUAAUAAAGGAAUCUAACGAACCCCACAAUUUCAAAAGCCACGUGCAGCAAACGGAAAUAAGUUUACCUCUAGUUGGACGCAGCAAACCAAUUUCAAUUGAAACAUUCCCCAGAGAAUUGACAUUUAAAUAUGGCGCAUUCAAUAUGGCCGAACCGAACUGUGUGGACGAGGAGGACUUAGAAAAGUUCCGCAAACAUCCUCUCAACGUUGAACUAAUGCAACAGAGCGCCGAACAACUGAGGGGAGUAAUACGGAUAAUUGACAAUGGCAUCUUCAAUAAGUCAAUAAGUCGAUCCAACUGUGGAUGGAAGAGCCCUUUUGAUGAAAUAAAGUCAGAAAAUUUAUCCUCGACUGCUGCUGUCCAUGUUGACAUUCUCUGUCCUCUUAUAGUUCCCGGUGGAUCCUCCUUCCAACAUUUCUUAGACGGUAUUCUACCCAAGAUUGUCCAAGCGCUUGAUUUGUUGCGGAACAAAGGCGUAAAAAUCUUGAUACCUUUAAGUAGAGAUGUAAUUAUAUUGGAGAUCUUGGAAGCACUUGGAAUCGGGAAAGAUAAGAUUCUUUUCCACGCUGGUAGAAUUUAUGCAGCAAGGAAGAUGAUCUACACGUGUAUUACGCCGCCGUUACACCCGACCCUGUGGCAAAAUGCACACAAACUCAUGAACGCUCCUGAAAAACUCCCUGUACCUCGUGAGGAGGCAUAUAUCAUUUUGUUAACCAGAAAGCAGAGCCAUAAUGGGGGAAGAAAUAUGCUGAACCAGAUAGAAGUUCUAGCAUUCCUAGAGAAAAGAUACCGGAAAGACAGAGUAAUAGUCUACCCGGGAAGGUACAACCUCACAACAUCUGUGAGCGUUUUUGGGCGUGCGCGCGUCCUGAUUGGUGUUCACGGAGGCGCCCUCUAUAAUCUAAAUUUUGCCUCAAGUGACGUCAGCGUUGUAGAAAUACUUCCGUCAGAUGGUGCUGGUAACCCAAUCCCCCCGGGUAUAGCUCACUCGAUCUUUUGGUCCAUGUGCAAUAUGUUGAAUCAGUCGUAUUGGAGAAUUUAUAAUAAAGCAGAAACACGGAAUGGUGACGUUAUUGUUGACCUUGUCAAAUUGGACCGGGUUUUGGAUAGGAUUGAUCAGCACUUUUAAUAGUUUCUUUAACAAUAUUAAUAGGCCUACAUAUAAGAAAUGUAUUUAGAAAUACAUUUUUUUUGUUCAAACUACAGAGCAGUGGCUGAAAUGUGUAUUUCAGAUUGAAUUA
This is a messenger RNA of Lingula anatina, 1870 nucleotides long. RefSeq lists its product as uncharacterized. NCBI's taxonomy places the organism in Eukaryota, Metazoa, Brachiopoda, Lingulata, Lingulida, Lingulidae. The record is from RefSeq and is a predicted model, not a curated record. Gene Ontology annotation, molecular function: glycosyltransferase activity.